Molecule: messenger RNA, 1351 nt
Organism: Drosophila obscura
Lineage: Eukaryota; Metazoa; Arthropoda; Insecta; Diptera; Drosophilidae
Gene: Sirt2
Product: NAD-dependent protein deacetylase Sirt2
Exons: 4
Coding region: 131-1204 (357 amino acids)
Molecular function (GO): NAD+ binding; histone deacetylase activity, NAD-dependent
Source: RefSeq, a predicted model, not a curated record
UCGCAAAUUACCAUUGUGUGUUUUUAUUUAGAUUUCUGUGUUAAAAACAAAGCAAGAAACGGCAGGUAUUCUCCAAAAAAUUCAAGGCCUUCGAUAUAUUUGCCAUCAAAGGCUUAAAAUUUGCUUAAUCAUGAGCGACAACGAGCCGAAUGACACUGAGGAAGCGGCGAUCGCAUCAAAGGAGGCGGAUUCCCCUAAAAAUGCCAGCAGCGAAGAAAGUCUCACUAUGGAUAAAAUAGGUUUGUUGCUCGCAAACACUUUGAAUAUUAGUCCCGGUUCCUCAUCGAACACGGAGAAGGUCAUUCCGGACCUGACAUUCAAGGGCCUCGCUGACCACUGGCGUGAAAAGGGCUUCAAGAACAUUAUUACCAUGGUUGGUGCUGGAAUAUCCACAUCCGCGGGCAUACCGGACUUUCGCACCCCAGGCACGGGACUGUACGACAAUCUGUCUAAAUAUAAGCUACCGUACCAGAUGGCCAUAUUUGAUUUAUCGUACUUUAAAAAAAGGCCCGCUCCCUUCUUUGCCCUGGCGAAGGAGCUGUAUCCCGGAUCGUUCGAGCCCACUCCAUCUCACUAUUUUAUACGCCUUCUCCAUGAAAAGGGUCUGCUUCGUCGCCACUACACGCAGAAUAUCGACACGCUUGAUCGGCUGGCGGGCAUUCCGGAGGCCAAGUUAGUGGAGGCACAUGGCACCUUCAAUACCAAUCACUGCACUAAGUGCAACAAAGCACAUGACAAGGCGUGGAUGCGGACGGAGAUCUUUGCAGAUCGCGUGCCCAAGUGCACAGCGUGCAAACACAUCGUGAAGCCAGAUAUUGUAUUUUUUGGUGAGAACCUGCCCGAAAAGUACCACAGUAGCUUGGAAAAAGAUUUCAAAAAGUGCGAUCUAUUGAUUAUCAUGGGCACCUCGCUGGAGGUGCAGCCAUUUGCCUCUAUGCCACAACAUGCUGGACCUCGCUGUUUGCGGCUCUUGAUCAAUCGUGAUGCCGUGGGACGUCCCAAAUUUAAAACCUGGAUGGAGCACCGAGGUCCCGAGUAUCUGCACUACAACAGGCCCUACAACACGCGUGAUGUGGCCUACAUAGGUGAUUGCGAUGCUGCUGUGCUGGAGCUGGCCAAAAAACUGGGCUGGGAGGACGAACUACAGGAGCUCAUCUCCACUGAGCGGAAGCAUUUGGCCGAGCUGGCAUCGGCCGCACGAUGAAGAGUCUGCCUCUACCAGUAGCACCAAGAAGCGUGCAAAGCACUAAAGAAGCGCUUUUAUAGAUAAAUCUCUAGUUAAGUUUGGAUAAGCGUGCAAUUCGUAUACAUGGGACAUGUAACAUAUAAACGGACAAAGGAAUGUGCAUCA